Molecule: messenger RNA, 777 nt
Organism: Yamadazyma tenuis ATCC 10573
Lineage: Eukaryota; Fungi; Ascomycota; Pichiomycetes; Serinales; Debaryomycetaceae
Gene: EFM7
Product: S-adenosylmethionine-dependent methyltransferase
Molecular function (GO): protein-lysine N-methyltransferase activity
Source: RefSeq, a predicted model, not a curated record
AUGUCUGAAGAAGAAGAGAUCUUGGACUUGGGGAUGUUCGAGGAGCCUGCGGACUUCAGACCCCCGGCCGCCGAACACCACUUUGCCUUGUAUGAGCGGGUGACCACUAAAGCCCCUAGCACCAUCAAUUUGCGCUUGGUGGGCAAGUCUCCGCUCUGGGGCCAUCUCCUCUGGAACGCAGGCAAAUACACAGCAAAUUACAUAGAUGAGCACGCAGAAGAGCUCGUCCGCGGUAAGCGGAUUCUUGAGCUUGGGGCUGCCGCUGCGUUGCCGUCGUUGAUUUGUGGCUUGAACGGAGCUUCAGAAGUUAUCUGUACAGACUAUCCAGAUCCUGAUUUGAUUGAAAAUAUUCAGUACAACGUCGACCACUGUCAAGAAUUAAGUCCACAGGCUGUCAAAGUCAGGGGGUACAUCUGGGGAGGUGAAAAGGCUGGGAUAUAUGGAGUGGAAGAGAAGAAGAUGGUUUUGGAGGAUGAAAAAUUCGACUUGAUCAUUCUUCUGGACUUGGUGUUCAAUCAUACGGAACACUUGAAGUUGUUACAGGAUUGUCGGGAUUUACUUAAAAGAGACGGGAAGGUGUUUGUGGUUUUCAGCCCUCACCGGCCCCGCCUUUUGUCAAACGACCUAGAGUUUUUCAAGACUGCCGAGCAGUAUGAGUUUAAGAGCGUGCAAAAUGACUUGGUGAUAUGGAAGCCGAUGUUUGAAGAGGACGAUGAAACUGCCGAAAUCAGAGCUCGAGUGUACUCAUACUUUUUAAUUCCUCAAUGGAUUGAAUAA